This is a messenger RNA of Paramisgurnus dabryanus, 7548 nucleotides long. NCBI's taxonomy places the organism in Eukaryota, Metazoa, Chordata, Actinopteri, Cypriniformes, Cobitidae. The record is from RefSeq and is a predicted model, not a curated record.
AUGGCAGCUUCACCAACUACCACAGCAGUUGCACCAACAACCACAACAGCUGCACCAACAACCACAACACAAGCACCUUCAACCACAAAACAAGCGCCAACCUGCACCAACAACCACAACACAAGCACCAACAACCACAACACAAGCACCAACAACCACAAAUACUGCACCAACAGCCACUACAGCUGCACCAACAUCCAAUACAGCUGCACAAACAACCACAACAGCUGCACCAACAUCCACUACAGCUGCUCCAUCAACCAGAACAGCUACACCAACAACCACGACAGCUGCAUCAACAACCACAACUGUUUUACCAACAGCCACCACAGUUUCACCAACAACCACGACAGCUACACCAUCAUCCACUACAGCUGCACCAACAUCCACUACAGCUACACCAACACCCACUACAGCUGCACCAACAUCCACUACAGCUGCACCAACUACCACGACAUCUGCACCAACAACCACGACAGCUUCACCAACUACCACAGCAGUUGCACCAACAACCACAACAUCUGCACCAACAACCACGACAGCUGCACCAACAACCACGACUACUCUGCACCAACAACCACAACACAAGCACCAACAUCCACAAAUACUGCACCAACAGCCACUAAAGUUGCACCAACAACCACGACAGCUACACCAACAUCCACUACAGCUGCACCAUCAUCCACAACAGCUGCAUCAAAAUCCGCUACACCAACAUCCACUACAGCUGCACCAACCACCACGACAUCUGCACCAACAACCAUGACAGCUUCACCAACUACCACAGCAGUUGCACCAACAACCACAACAGCUGCACCAACAACCACAACACAAGCACCAACAACUACGACAUUUGUACCAACAACCACAACCCAAGCACAAACAACCACGCCAGCUGCACUAACAACCACAACAGCUGCACCAACGUCCACUACAGCUGCACCAACAUCCACUACAGCUGCACCAACUACCACGACAUCUGCACCAACAACCAUGACAGCUUCACCAACUACCACAGCAGUUGCACCAACAACCACAACAGCUGUACCAACAUCCACAACCGAUGCCCCAACUACCACAACACAAGCGCCAACCUCCAUAGCAGUUGCACCAACACCCACAACAGAUGCACCAACAACCACAACUCAAGCACCAACAACCACGACAGCUGCACCAACAACCACCACCACCAACAACCACAACACAAGCACCAACAACCACAACACAAGCACCAACAACCACAAAUACUGCACCAACAGCCACUACAGCUGCACCAACAUCCACUACAGCUCUGCACAAACAACCACAACAGCUGCACCAACAUCCACUACAGCUGUUCGAUCAACCACGACAGCUUCACCAACUACCACAGCAGUUGCACCAACAACCACUGCACAAGCACCAACAACCACAAUCCAAGCCCCAACCUCCACAGCAGUUGCACCAACAACCACAACAGCUGCAUCAACAACCACAACACAUGCACCAAAAACCACAACACAAGCGCCAACCUCCACAGCAGUUGCACCAACAACCACAACAGUUGCGCCAACAACUACUACAGCUGCACAAACAACCACGAAAGCUGCACCAACAACCACAACAGUUGCACCAACAACCACGACAACUGCACCAACAACUACAACAGCUGCACCAACAACCACAACAGUUGCACCAACAACCACAACAGCUGCACCAACAACCACAACACAUGCACCAAAAACCACAACACAAGCGCCAACCUCCACAGCAGUUGCACCAACAACCACAACAGUUGCGCCAACAACCACAACAUCUGCACCAACAACCACGACAGCUGCACCAACAACCACGACUACUGUACCAACAACCACAACAGCUGCAACAACAACCACAACAGCUGCACCAACAUCCACAACAGCUGCACCAACUACCACGACAUCUGCACCAACUACCACGACAUCUGCACCAACAACCACGACAGCUGCACCAUCAUCCACUACAGCUGCACCAUCAUCCACUACAGCUGCACCAACUACCACGACAUCUGCACCAACAACCACGAGUGUUGCACCAACAACCACUACAGCUGCACCAACUACAACAGCAGUUGCACCAACCACCACAACAGCUGCACAAACAACCACAACAGCUGCCCCAACAACCACAACACAAGCACCAACAACCACGACAGCUGCACCAACAACCACGACAGCUACACAAACAUCCACUACAGCUGCACCAAUUACCACGACAUCUGCACCAACAACCACGACAGCUGCACCAACUACCACAGCAGUUGCACCAACAACCACAACAGCUGCACCAACAACCACGACAGCUGCACCAACAACCCUGCACCAACAACCACAACACAAGCACCAACAUCCACAAAUACUGCACCAACAGCCACUAAACUGCACCAUCAUCCACAACAGCUGCAUCAAAAUCCGCUACACCAACAUCCACUACAGCUGCACCAACCACCACGACAUCUGCACCAACAACCAUGACAGCUUCACCAACUACCACAGCAGUUGCACCAACAACCACAACAGCUGCACCAACAACCACAACACAAGCACCAACAACUACGACAUUUCUGCACCAACAUCCACUACAGCUGCACCAACUACCACGACAUCUGCACCAACAACCAUGACAGCUUCACCAACUACCACAGCAGUUGCACCAACAACCACAACAGCUGUACCAACAUCCACAACCGAUGCCCCAACUACCACAACACAAGCGCCAACCUCCAUAGCAGUUGCACCAACACCCACAACAGAUGCACCAACAACCACAACUCAAGCACCAACAACCACGACAGCUGCACCAACAACCACCACGUCUGCACCAACAACCACGACAGCUGCACCAACAACCACGACAGCUGCACCAAAAACCACGACUGCUGCACCAACAACCACGACAGCUGCACCAUCAACCACGACAGCUGCACCAACAACCACAAGACCUGCACCAAAAACCACUAAACCUGCACCAACAACCACUAAACCUGCAUCAACAACCACAACAGCUGCACCAACAACCACAACACAAGCACCAACAACCACAACACAAGCACCAACAACCACAACACAAGCACCAACAACCACAAAUACUGCACCAACAGCCACUACAGCUGCACCAACAUCCACUACAGCUGCACAAACAACCACAACAGCUGCACCAACAUCCACUACAGCUGCUCCAUCAACCACAACAGCUGCACCAACUACCACAACAUCUGCACCAACAACCACUACAGCUGCACAAACAACCACAACAGCUGCACCAACAUCCACUACAGCUGUUCGAUCAACCACGACAGCUUCGCCAACUACCACAGCAGUUGCACCAACAACCACUGCACAAGCACCAACAACCACAAUCCAAGCCCCAACCUCCACAGCAGUUGCACCAACAACCACAACAGCUGCAUCAACAACCACAACACAUGCACCAAAAACCACAACACAAGCGCCAACCUCCACAGCAGUUGCACCAACAACCACAACAGUUGCGCCAACAACUACUACAGCUGCAAAAACAACCACGAAAGCUGCACCAACAACCACAACAGUUGCACCAACAACCACGACAACUGCACCAACAACUACAACAGCUGCACCAACAACCACAACAGUUGCACCAACAACCACAACAGCUGCACCAACAACCACAACACAUGCACCAAAAACCACAACACAAGCGCCAACCUCCACAGCAGUUGCACCAACAACCACAACAGUUGCGCCAACAACUACUACAACUGCACCAACAACUACAACAGCUGCACCAACAACCACAACAGCUGCACCAACAACCACAACACAUGCACCAAAAACCACAACACAAGCGCCAACCUCCACAGCAGUUGCACCAACAACCACAACAGUUGCGCCAACAACUACUACAGCUGCACAAACAACCACGAAAGCUGCACCAAAAACCACAACACAAGCGCCAACCUCCACAGCAGUUGCACCAACAACACCAACAGUUGCGCCAACAACUACUACAGCUGCACCAACAUCCACUACAGCUGCUCCAUCAACCACAACAGCUGCACCAUCAUCCACUACAGCUGCACCUACUACCACGACAUCUGCACCAACAACCACGACAGCUGUACCAUCAUCCACUACAGCUGCACCAUCAUCUACUACAGCUGCACCAACUACCACGACAUCUGCACCAACAACCAUGACUGUUGCACCAACAACCACGACAGCUGCACCAACUGCAAAAGCAGUUGCACCAACCACCACAACAGCUGCACUAACAACCACAACACAAGCACCAACAACCACGACAGCUGCACCAACAACCACGACAGCUACACCAACAUCCACUACAGCUGCACCAACAACCACGACAGCUGCACCAACUACCACAGCAUUUGCACCAACAACCACGACAGCUGCACCAACAACCACGACAGCUGCACCAACAACCACGACAGCUACACCAACAUCCACUACAGAUGCACCAACAUCCACUACUGCUGCACCAUCUACCACGACAUCUACACCAACAACCACAACAGCUGCACCAACUACCAGAGCAGUUGUACCAACAACUACAACAGCUGCACCAACAACCACGACACCUGCACCAGCAACUUCACCAACAACCACGACAGCUUCACCAACAACCACGACAGCUUCACCAACUACCACAGCAGUUGCAGCAACAACCACAACAGCUGCACCAACAACCACAACACAAGCACCAACACCUACGACAGUUGUACCAACAAUCACAGCCCAAGCACCAACAUCCACUACAGCUGCACUAACAUCCACAACAGAUGCACCAACUACCACGAAAGCUGGACCAACAACCACGACUACUGCACCAACAACCACAAAAGUUGCACCAACAACUACUACAGCUACACCAACAUCCACUACAGCUGCACCAUCAUCCACUACAGCUGCACCAACUACCACGACAUCUGCACCAACUACAACGACAUCUGCACCAACAACCAUGACAGCUGCACCAACUACCACAGCAUUUGCACCAACAACCACCACAGCUGCACCAACAACCACGACAGCUACACCAACAUCCACUACAGCUGCACCAACAUCCACUACUGCUGCACCAUCUACCACGACAUCUGCACCAACAACCACAACAGCUGCACCAACAACCUCAACACAAGCACCAACAACCACAACACAAUUGCGCCAACAACUACUAAAGCUUCAACAACAACCACAACACAAGCACCAACAACCACGACAGCUGCACAAUCAACCACGACAGCAGCACCAACAACCACAACACAAGCACCAACAACCACAACACAGGCACCAACCUCCACAGCAGUUGCACCAACAACCACAACAGCUCUACCAACAACCACAACACAAGACAGCUGCACCAACAACCACAACUCAAGCACCAACAACCACGAAUACUGCACCAACAGCCACUACAGCUGCACCAACAUCCAAUACAGCUGCACCAUCAUCCACUACAGCUGCACCAACAUCCACUACAGCUGUACCAAGUACCAAGACAUCUGCACCAACAACCACAACAGCUGCACCAACAACCACAACACAAACACCAACACCUACGACAGUUGUACCAACAAUCACAGCCCAAGCACCAACAACCACAACAGCUGCACCAACAACCACAACACAAACACCAACUACCACGAAAGCUGCACCAACAACCACGAAUACUGCACCAACAGCCACUACAGCUGCACCAACAUCCAAUACAGCUGCACCAUCAUCCACUACAGCUGCACCAACAUCCACUACAGCUGUACCAAGUACCACGACAUCUGCACCAACAACCACAACAGCUGCACCAACAACCACAACACAAGCACCAACUACCACAGCAGUUACACCAACAAUCACAACAGCAGCACCAACAACCACAACACAAGCACCAACACCUACGACAGUUGUACCAACAAUCACAGCCCAAGCACCAACGUCCACUACAGCUGCACCAACAUCGACAACAGAUGCACCAACUACCACGAAAGCUGCACCAACAACCACGACUACUGCACCAACAACCACAACAGUUGCACCAACAACUACUACAGCUACACCAACAUCCACUACAGCUGCACCAUCAUCCACUACAGCUGCACCAACUACCACGACAUCUGCACCAACAACCAUGACUGUUGCACCAACAACAACGACAGCUGCACCAACUACAACAGCAGUUGAACCAACAACCACAACAGCUGCACCAACACCUACGACAGUUGUUCCAACAACCACAGCCCAAGCACCAACAUCCACUACAGCUGCACCAACAUCCACAACAGAUGCACCAACUACCACAACAUCUGCACCAACAACCACGACAGCUUCACCAACUACCACAGCAGUUGCACCAACAACUACAACAGCUGCACCAACAACCAAAACACAAGCACCAACAACCAAAACACAAGCACCAACAACCACAACACAAGCGCCAACCUCCAUAGCAGUUGCACCAACAACCACGACAGCUGCACCAACAACCACCACAUUUGCACCAACAACCACGACAGCUGCACCAACAACCACGACAGCUGCACCAACAACCACGACAGCUGCACCAUCAACCGUUGCACCAACAACCACUACACAAGCACUAACAACCACAAUCCAAGCGCCAACCUCCACAGCAGUUGCACCAACAACCACAACAGCUGCACCAACAACCACAACACAAGCACCAACAACCACAACACAAGCGCCAACCUCCACAGCAGUUGCACCAAGAACCACAACAGCUGCACCAACAACCACAACACAAGCACCAACAACCACAACAGUUGCGCCAACAACUACUACAGCUGCACAAACAACCACGACUGCUGCACCAACAACCACAACUGCACCAACAACCACUACAGCUGCACCAACAUCUACUACAGCUGCACCAACAACCACGACAGCUGCACCAACAACCAUGACUGUUGCACCAACAACAACGACAGUUCCACCAACAACCACGACAGCUACACCAACAUCCACUACAGCUGCACCAUCAUCCACUACAGCUGCACCAUCAUCCACUACAGCUGCACCAACAUCCACUACAGCUACACCAACAUCCUCUACAGCUGCACCAAUAUCCUCUUCAGCUGCACCAACUACCACUACAUCUGCACCAACAACCACGACAGCUUCACCAACUACCACAACACAAGCACCAACAUCUAUGACAUUUGAACAAACAACCACAACCAAAGCACAAACAACCACGACAGCUGCACCAACAACCACAGCAGCUACACCAACAUCCACUACAGCUGCACCAACAUCCACUACCGCUGCACCAACUACAAUGACAUCUGCACCAACUACCACAGCAGUUGCACCAACAACCACAACACAAGCACCAACAACCACAACAGCUCUGCACCAACAACCACGACAGCUGCACCAACAACCACAACACAAGCAACAACAACCACAACAAAAGCACAAACAACCCCAACAGCUGCACCAACAUCCAUUACAGAUGCUCCAUCAACCACAACAGCUGCACCAACAACCACUACAGCUGCACCAGCAACCAUGA